Torulaspora globosa is the source of this 2379-nucleotide messenger RNA. It is a transcript of the gene MPS1, whose product is annotated as serine/threonine/tyrosine protein kinase MPS1. The transcript has a single exon. The record is from RefSeq and is a predicted model, not a curated record. Gene Ontology annotation, biological process: meiotic spindle assembly checkpoint signaling; chromosome segregation; protein localization to kinetochore. Gene Ontology annotation, cellular component: kinetochore; spindle; nucleus. Gene Ontology annotation, molecular function: protein serine/threonine/tyrosine kinase activity; protein serine/threonine kinase activity; ATP binding. Lineage: Eukaryota; Fungi; Ascomycota; Saccharomycetes; Saccharomycetales; Saccharomycetaceae. The coding region runs from base 1 to 2379 and encodes 792 amino acids.
AUGAUGCCGAAUUAUUCUAGCAUUUAUCCUCCUACUAUGGAACGAAGUAAGCUGCGAGGUAGCUAUAAAGAUGACUCAGAUGACGAGAAAAUUACGGCCCCCCCGAAACUAAGUGAUUUUGGUACUGCGUUGGUUAUGGACAAGGAGAAUAUAGCUCCAUCUGGAACAUUUCAAAGUAAACGACCACUUCAUGACAGUUUAAAAGAUGCAAAACAACGGCUGGGAUCUACGAGCACGGAAUAUUUCUCAGGCAACACGAACCAGACUUCCUUUAGUCAGACAUAUGUUUCGGCACAUUCGGGAGAACCGUCGCAGUCUACCAUAUUUGCCCAGUCCAGACUGAAUCAGCAGCCGAGUAUGACCACUAUGAACGCAGAUGAGGUUGGAUUGCCGGUUACCGAUUUAGAUAGCAGCUUCAGAAAGAUCAAGAGUAUGCAGCAAAGCAUGAGAGAGGAGCUUACUACGAGGCACGCGCAGAGAAGAAGUCGCCGAUUCUUGAAUGGUACUAGAGCCGGUAUUCUAGGACCAGCUAAGCGAGCUCCAUCUACGAGUGGUGCAGAGGUAUCGGACCUCAGUUUGGAGAAUAUAUCUGCAGCAGUGCCACGAACUAAUCCGGAGCCUGAGGAACGUCGCUUUUCCACUGAGAAGCUUCGACUGGAAGACGCGACAAGAGAAAAGCAGUUUUUAAAAGGAAAAGACGAGAAUCUGAUUGAUUUCGGUGAUAUGAACCCUGUACAAUAUAUGAAAUUGCAUAAAUUACCAAGUAGUGAACUCCCGAGGAUUUCUAGGCUGUAUUUCGAGCGGCAAAGACGGCAAACUCAUCAAUUGGCUCUGCAGAAAAAUUUUGCUUCACGGGAGGCACUUGUUAACCAAGGGUUACGAUCGCUCUCCUCGAUCGCCAGUCUCGGUAGUGAGAAUAAAAAAGAUAGUCCAGCUCCGCUAGCAUACCCAAGACGCAAACUAUCAGACACGGCAAUUUCCUCAGCGUCGAAAACCAACUUCCAAACUUCAAUAUUUUCACCUGAAAAAAAUUCACCGAAGGAUGCUGCAGCUGCUUUGCAGUCUAGACGUGCCAGGACGGCAACAAAUCGUGAUGAAGAACCACACAAGGCGUAUGCUCAUCGUGCAUUCAAUACCCUUAACCACACAAAAAGAGAAGCACUUGCUAACAUAGAUAUAAACAGGAGCGUUCAGGAACAGCUACAACAGCCCAAGCGACUUAAACCAGUUAUUGAUUUGGUAAAACCCAGUUUACCCGAAUCGGAAUUACAUGCUAAUAGGGAGGAACUUAUUAACAAAGAACCCAGUAAAGUUCGGGCCACUAAGCGCGUCGAGAUACUCGAACCGAAUCCCAAUCAAAGCCAGGCAAGGAGAAAUGUUGUAAAAGUUAACGACGUUGAAUAUGAAAAAGUGGAACUCCUUGGUCGUGGAGGCUCUUCGAAAGUCUACAAGGUGCGAGAUUCCGGUAAUAGGAUAUAUGCACUAAAAAGAGUGGUCUUUGAUGAAUUUGAUGAUACCAGUGUGGACGGCUUUAAGGGAGAGAUUGAGCUACUAAAGAAAUUAGAGAAUGAGAAAAGAGUUGUCCAGCUUAUAGAUCACGAAAUGGAGCACGGUGUUUUGUAUUUGGUAAUGGAGUGUGGAGACCACGAUUUAUCACAGGUUUUAAAUCAAAGAAAUGGGAUGCCCUUGGACAUGGAGUUUGUUCGAUACCAUGCUAGGGAAAUGCUGCGAUGCGUCAAGGUGGUGCAUGAUUCUGGGAUAGUUCAUUCAGAUCUAAAGCCAGCCAAUUUCGUUUUUGUUAAGGGAAUCUUGAAAAUCAUUGAUUUUGGAAUAGCUAACGCAGUCCCAGAUCAUACAGUCAAUAUCUAUCGGGAGAAUCAAAUAGGUACACCAAACUACAUGGCUCCUGAAGCGCUGGUUGCAAUGAACUAUACUCAAGGUGAAAGCAAGUUACAACAGCAAAACAGAUGGAAAGUUGGGAAGCCUUCGGACAUAUGGUCAUGUGGAUGCAUAAUCUACCAGAUGAUAUAUGGAAGGCCACCAUAUGGCGGGUUUCAAGGUCAAAACCGACUGCUGGCGAUCAUGAAUCCUGACGUGAAAAUAAUGUUCUCAGAUCGUACAUCCAAAGAUGAAGCCAUACCUCGUUCUGCCCUAGACGCAAUGAAAUCAUGCUUGUUAAGAAACCCUGAUAAGAGGUCAAGUGUUGAUGAGCUAUUAGAAAGCAACUUUUUGAAACCUGUAAUGGUGACACCUUUCUUUAUCAGAGAUCUGAUAAAAAAUGCCGUCAAGUACGGUGCGGAUCAGAAGGAUGUAUCAAAAGAAAAGGUGGAAGAGCUCGCAGAUGAUGUUUUAAAUAGGCUAGCUGAUUUUAGACUCUAG